AUGAAGAGACCUGGGGCCGUAUCUACCGUGCUGUGGGUAGCGUGGUGUUUCGUGACAGUCGCCACACUAGACAGACACGAGGUCUAUGCCAAACAUCGAAACGACUCGUCCGGACGACGUGGGGCGAGGCAGCUCGAGAUGCGGGAAAGCGACCAAGAUCAUCACUGGAGGCCACGGCGAGACGACAUACCAACGAAAACGGGCCUCCCGACUCUCUUGAUCACGCCGUCGCCGAAGACCACUAAACUGAUAAAUCGUCAGCCUGACAACGGCCUAAAGGAUGGUCUAAACGGUCUCAAGGCAAAGUCAAGCAGUAUAUCGAGCAGCGUAUCCACCUCUGUAUCAAUCAGCGUGUCAAGCAUCGCAUCGGCCAGCGCGUCCACGGCCCUUAGCGCCGCUUCUCUAUCAUUCUCAUCGGCUUUUUCGACGGCCGUCCAGUCCGCCAGGGAGACGGGCCUCAGCGACGGAUCGUUCUCAGCAAGUGUGUCCGCCUCGGAGGCAAUAGCCUCCGCAAACGAUAAGGCUGCAGCUGCUUCGUCACAGCUAUCGUCGGCGCUGGCCGGCGUGACAAGCGCCAGUAUCAUCGCGAGCGUACAGGCGAGUGCCAGCAGCGCGGUAGAGGCGGCUCAGAGCAGUGCCAGCAGCAGUGCUCAGAGUGCGAUCGAUGCCGCGAAAGCGAGCGCUUCGGCCGCUGCGGGCAACACUGACACGCCAACCGAAAAUUCGGGGCUCUCCCCAGGAGAAGUCGGCGGCAUCGUGGUAUCAGUGACCAUCGUGUCGUCUCUGCUCUCUGUCUUCCUCACUCUCUUCAUCAUACGCCACCGAAGGCGAAAAGCAGAGGCGGCAGCACAUGAUGACUCCGACUCACGACCCGAGUCGUCGAGACGGCUCGCGCAGCCUCCUUUCAAGGUCCUCCGCGACGGGUUUCGGUCUCCGACGUAUACCGCCACCGUCACGGCGGGCAGCAAGCACCCAGGAACCCAGUUUCCUCCAGACGUCAAGCAGAGGAUCCCACCCCCGGUGGAACACCACCCGGCGAUGGCUUCGUCUGCGCUUCCAGCUAGUACCGCCACCGCUGCGAAUGCAGCUGUCCGCUCGCCAGACGAGCCAGAUUUCCCUGUCUCGCCCCUCACGAGUCUGCGUCCCAACAGCUUCGGGCGAGAAGGCCCGCCCGGCUUUGGGCUAGGCUUCUACCCAGGCGAAGCUCAAGUGCAGACGGGUGUGCCAGACACUGGCGAGCCUUCGCCGAUGAAAUUUUCGUUGGCCCGAACGGAGAGCAUCAGCGGCGGGCAGCGCGUGCAAAUCGUGCGCGUCGGCAGCCAGAAGGACAGUCUGCACCGUGUACUUUUAGAUGAGCAGACACAACGAUUAUCACCGCCCUAUAUCAACCCAGGUCCCGCCCAAGAUGCAGCAGACGCAUACACAGGCGAGUACGCAGAAGCACAAGGCCAACAGAACUUCUACGACCCCACCUCAAACCUCGACCGAACAAUCUCAACCAGAACUGCAAGCUCCGCUGCCCUUCCCACCCCACGCAGGGCGUCGAUGCCCUCAUCCAUCAUCAUGCGCCGCCCGCUGGAGAUGAACCCAGUACAGCUCCAGCCAGGCAGGCACAACGAUAACCGUAGCCCUGUACCAGACCGCGAGACCUCCUUCUCGUCCACGGACGACGACGAGACGCAAAGCCGCUAG
This is a messenger RNA of Anthostomella pinea, 1692 nucleotides long. The record is from the annotation of a GenBank genome assembly. NCBI's taxonomy places the organism in Eukaryota, Fungi, Ascomycota, Sordariomycetes, Xylariales, Xylariaceae.